GUCGGAUAUACCUGUGCGAUACUCCGGGGGUGUGUCUUCCGCACCCCCUCAAAGAAACACGACACAAAAUGUGGCGUGCAAGGACCAUCAGAAUAUAAUCCUAUAAAACACGCCCCCUCGUGACGCGGUUUCCAGUGGCAACGGUUGCUAGAUCACAAAAGUUUCCCGCAGCAACCGGUGUUUGGUGGAGCGUCGUUUCAGAUCACACUGCUUAGAAACCGAAAUGUCUCAGAAAAGCGGGUUAGAGGCUCUCGAUAUCGGCGCUUUGAGUUCGGAACAGCAGGAGAAACUCAAACAAUUUAAGAUCAAUACUCGCAUUGCUAACGAAAAAUACCUCCGGUCGCAUCCGGAAGUUGAAAUGAUAUUGGGCGAAUUUCUGAGAGAAAUCCUUUUAAAACGGCCCGGCGAUAUUCGGGAAUUUGCUGCAGAGUAUUUUACGGACCCCGCCCUUCCUGGGAGAAUUGUGAAGAAGCUGGAGGAGUAGGAAGCAGAAAUACAAACCGUUUACAUUGUGAGGACAGACUCGCUUACUUACACAGCAUCACCCCGAACUGUAGAACUGAG
Acipenser ruthenus (sterlet) is the source of this 564-nucleotide messenger RNA. RefSeq lists its product as uncharacterized. The transcript has 5 exons. NCBI's taxonomy places the organism in Eukaryota, Metazoa, Chordata, Actinopteri, Acipenseriformes, Acipenseridae. The record is from RefSeq and is a predicted model, not a curated record. Bases 224 to 484 code for a protein of 86 amino acids.